Racocetra fulgida is the source of this 241-nucleotide messenger RNA. NCBI's taxonomy places the organism in Eukaryota, Fungi, Glomeromycota, Glomeromycetes, Diversisporales, Gigasporaceae. The record is from the annotation of a GenBank genome assembly.
CAUAUUACAUCCAUUAACCCUACGACAAGAAGAACUAGAACGAGCAUUACGAAGUGGUGAAGAGAGUGAAAAAGAGAAACCAAAAGGUAUAAGACAAGAGUUAGAAAAGAACAUUCAAGUGGACUUAAACAAAAUGGAAAAGUAUGAAGAAAUAGAGGGAUUGUCAUAUUAUGGAAGAGUGAGUUUUUGGAAUACAAAAGACGAAAAUGACGAUGGAACCAAUAAGAACAAUGAUAAUUGA